UUAAAAACCACGAUUAUCUUUAUUAUUUUAAAAAAUGUUUUAAAAAACCUGCUCUCGGAGCUGGUGCACGUGGCGGAGAGGAACUUGUCCCACCUCGAGGCCGUCCAAGGGGUCGUGGGCCACGCCCACUUCUCCCCCAUCAAGGCCAAUUCUCCCCCUGUGAUUGUCAACACAGAUACCCUAGAAGCCCCGGGAUAUGUGAACAGGACAGAGGGGGAAAUGGAAUAUGAGGAGAUCACAUUGGAAAGGGGUAACUCAGGUCUGGGCUUCAGCAUCGCAGGUGGCACUGAUAACCCCCACAUCGGCGAUGACCCUUCCAUCUUCAUCACCAAGAUCAUUCCUGGUGGGGCUGCAGCCCAGGACGGCCAUCUCAGGGUCAACGAAAGCAUCUUGUUUGUCAAUGAAGUGGACGUGCGGGAGGUGACCCACUCAGCGGUGGUGGAGGCCCUCAAAGAGGCAGGCUCUAUUGUCCGCCUCUACGUCAUGCACCGGAAGCCCCCGACUGAGAAGCUCAUGGAGAUCAAGCUCAUCAAGGGGCCUAAAGGUCUUGGCUUCAGCAUCGCUGGAGGUGUCGGGAACCAACAUAUCCCUGGAGAUAACAGCAUCUAUGUGACCAAGAUUAUUGAAGGGGGUGCUGCCCACAAGGACGGGAGGUUACAGAUCGGAGACAAGAUCCUAGCGGUCAACAGCGUGGGGCUGGAGGACGUCAUGCAUGAGGAUGCCGUGGCAGCCCUGAAGAACACGUACGAUGUGGUCUACCUAAAGGUGGCCAAGCCCAGCAAUGCUUACCUGAGUGACAGCUAUGCUCCCCCAGACAUCACGACCUGUGAGAACCCUCCAAACCCUGGAGCUCCCCAUGCCCCCACCAGUCACCCCAUGACAUCCCCAUUGACCCUGCCUCUUCAGAUCCUUCCCCUGAACUGGCCACAACCUCUAUCACUUCCUUUAGGUGGAGAAUAGAUGGAAAAUUGGUCACCGUCAAAGAACUAGAAAAGAUUGUCAAUAGUCCCUCCCCCAGAAGGCACUAGAUGGUUUUAUGGCUAAUUUUAUCAAAUCCUCAUGGACUAGGUAAUUCUUAUGCUUUUUCUGAGCAUAGGGAAAGAUAAAAUGUUUGAUAUUUCAUUUUAUAAGGGCAUCUGAAAAUGGUCACAAGGAUAAUGUAAGAAAGUAGGGAGCUCCCUGGUGACCUAGUGGUUAGGAUUCAGGGCUUUCAUUGCUGUGGCCUGAAUUCAGUCCCUGGUCAGGGAACUAAGAUCCUGCAACCCCAUGGUUCAGCCAAAAAAAAAAGAGGAAAGUAUAGGUUAAUUUUGCUUCUGAACAGAGAUGUAAAAGUUUCUAAUAACAUAGUUGCAAAACAAACACAGGGGCAUAUUAAGGGAGUAACACUGUCACAAAGUCAGGUUCAUUUCAGGGAAUUAAAGGUGUUUCCAUAUUAUGAAACCUCUAAGUAUGAGUCAUUGUAUUUAAAAAGUUAAGGGAGGGAAGGACUUCUUUGGCAGUCCAGCAGUUAAGACUCCAUGCUUCCACUCCAGGGGUCACCAGUUCGAUCCCUGAUCCCUGGUCUUUGGGGAGCUAAGAUCCCACCUGCCACGUGGCUUGAAAAAAAAGGUAGAAAAAACAGUAAGUUCGUUUCACACAGAUGUGGGAAAGGCAUUUGAUGAAAUUCAACGUCGUAUUCUGAAAGGGAAACUUAGUAUACUAGGAACAGAGGAGUUUUCUUUAACAUGAUUGAAAAGUGUUAUCAGAAAUCAACAGUGAACACAUUGUAAUGAUAAAAUCCUAUCUGUGUGUCCAUUAAGUUAGGAACUAGGCAAGGAAGCCUCUUCCUGCUACUGUUAGUCCACAUUGCUUUAGAGCAGGGUUUCUCAACGUUGGGGCUAUUGACAUUUUUGUACUUGACAAUUCUUUGUUGUGGGGGGCGUUGUUCUGUGCACUAUAGUAUGUUUAACAGCAGCCCUGGCCUCUACCAGAUGUCAGUGGUACCCUUCCCCUCCAGUCAGAACAACCAAAAAUGUCUUUCAGUUCAGUUGCUCAGUCGUGUCUGACUCUUUGCAACCCCAUGAAUCGCAGCACUCCAGGC
Molecule: messenger RNA, 2080 nt
Organism: Bubalus bubalis (water buffalo)
Lineage: Eukaryota; Metazoa; Chordata; Mammalia; Artiodactyla; Bovidae
Product: disks large homolog 4
Exons: 1
Biological process (GO): chemical synaptic transmission; postsynaptic neurotransmitter receptor diffusion trapping; AMPA glutamate receptor clustering
Cellular component (GO): neuromuscular junction; postsynaptic density membrane; neuron projection
Molecular function (GO): protein binding
Source: RefSeq, a predicted model, not a curated record